Molecule: messenger RNA, 1539 nt
Organism: Ctenocephalides felis (cat flea)
Lineage: Eukaryota; Metazoa; Arthropoda; Insecta; Siphonaptera; Pulicidae
Exons: 1
Coding region: 1-1539 (512 amino acids)
Source: RefSeq, a predicted model, not a curated record
AUGCGCCUUUAUGGUUUAAAUAAAAUUUGUGAAGAGCAGUUUCUAUCUAGUGUUUCUAGAAUUAAUAAUAGGUUUGAAGUUGCCUUGCCCUUUACACCAGAUUAUCAAGGAGAAUUAGGUCAUUCAUAUGGUGUUGCACAUAAGAGAUUUCUUUAUUUAGAAAAGCGUUUUUACAAGAAUCCCAAUUUAUAUAAACUUUAUCGUGAGUUUAUUCAUGAAUAUAUUUCUAUGGGGCACGCCGUUCAAACAGAUAUUCCAAAAUCGGACAUUUUAGAUACCUUUGAUUCUUCCACCAGUCAUAAUCAUUAUUAUAUGCCACAUCAUGCUGUUUUUAAAAAUUCAGAUUCUAAUAAAAUACGCGUUGUUUUUGACGCAUCGACUAAAACUUCGUCGGGAAAGUCUCUUAACGACAUCCUUCUAGCUGGUCCAAAAUUACAGAAGGAUUUAUUUUGCAUUUUGCUAAGAUUCAGAUCGAAGCCUUUUGUUUUCAUAGCUGAUUUAAUUAAAAUGUUUAGACAAAUAAAUAUUAAAAGAGCCGAUCAGGAGUAUCAAAGGAUUCUUUGGAGGGACUCUCCUUCGGAAGAAAUAAGAUGUUACAGGCUUACAACUGUAACUUACGGAACGGCUUCAGCUCCAUAUCUUGCGAUAAGAUGUUUGAAUCAUUUAGCCUUUGAAGAAAAAGCCACAUUCCCGAUUGCUUCACAUGUACUUUUAGAGGACAUUUAUGUCGACGACAUAAUUACUGGUGCUAAUAGUAUAGAACAUUUACAGCGUACUAAAAUUGAAUUAAUUAAGUUAUUAGAAUUAGGCGGUUUUUGCUUACAUAAAUGGGCUUCAAAUAUUCCAAGUUUUUUAAAUGAUAUUCCUUUGCAAUUGAGAGAAUUUAAUAACCCUAUCUUCACUGACGAUAAAAAUUCUAUUAACACCUUAGGCUUAUUAUGGAAUCCAAAACAGGAUCACUUUCUUAUUUCAGUUCCCACUUUUAAAUUUAAUAAUUGUACAAAGCGAGUUAUUUUAUCUGUGAUAUCACAAAUUUUUGAUCCUUUAGGACUGAUCGCACCUGUCGUUAUACAAGGAAAAUUGAUUUUACAAGAACUUUGGAAAGAUAAGAAAGAUUGGGAUGAAAGUGUUUCUGCAAACGUUGAAAAUAAGUGGUUCAAGUUUGCCACAAAGUUAGGGACAUUAUCACACUUAGUUAUUGAUCGUUGCGUUUUUCAUCACAAACGUAUUAUAAGUAUUCAACUUCAUGGUUUUGCUGAUGCGUCUUCAUAUGCUUAUGGAGCAUGCUUUUAUGUUAAAACCACAUAUGAAGAUAAAACUACGAGUGUGAAACUACUGUGUGCGAAAUCAAAAGUUGCACCUUUAAAACCGAUAACUUUAGCGAGGUUGGAAUUGUGUGCUGCAUUAUUAUUGGCUAGGUUGUUCAGAAGGGUGAUUGAUAACAUUGAUAUAAAUUUUGAAAAGGUUUUACUUUGGAGUGACUCGAACAUUGUCUUGUCAUGGAUCGCUGGCGAUCCAAAUAGAUGGCAUAUUUUGUGA